Messenger RNA from Sclerotinia sclerotiorum 1980 UF-70, 942 nucleotides. RefSeq lists its product as hypothetical. The transcript has 4 exons. Lineage: Eukaryota; Fungi; Ascomycota; Leotiomycetes; Helotiales; Sclerotiniaceae. The record is from RefSeq and is a predicted model, not a curated record. Bases 1 to 942 code for a protein of 313 amino acids.
AUGUUGGGUAAUUACAACAUCAGUGCGGCUAAGGAAAACUUUCUCAAGGCCAAACCUCGAAAAUUGUUGCUUCCAUUCAUCUAUCUUGCGAUAUUUAUUCUAUUUGUUCGGACUGCUAUUUCUCACUCGAGAAAUAAUGGUAAUGCAUGGAGUAUUAUCUCUCAGGAUGAGAACUCAACUCAUAUAAGCAACAAUGAUAUUUCAUCAACAUCCUCCUUCAUUUCUGUCCAAGCAAAACCUCAACCCCAAAUAGCAAACAUAACAACCAGCAACAAAGUAGCUGUAAUAAUCGAGACCAGACGCUCGGGAAACAUCAUUCCCUUAAUUCUCCAUUUCAGCGCCGUGUUAGGACCCACCUGGCCUCUCAUAAUCUAUACAUCGGCCGAAAACUUCGGAUCCUUCUCUACAUCAGCGGCACUCCUACGACAUCAAGCCUCAGGGCGUAUCAUCGUGCGAUCUCUGGCCCCAGGUACCUGGUUCUACAACUGGGAUUCUGUGUCUGCAUUUUUGACGACGCGAUGGUUGUGGGAGGAUUUGGCGCCCGCUGAACAUAUAUUGUUGUUUCAAACCGAUAGUAUGUUAUGUGCGAACGCGGCGAGGAGCGUGGAUGAUUUCUUGGAAUAUGAUUUAAUUGGUGCGCCUAUCGAGUCGAAGUUUGGUCAGGGCUAUAAUGGAGGUUUGAGCAUGCGAAGUCGGAAAACUAUCUUGAGGGUUUUGGAUGAGUGGAAGUAUAGUGAUAAUCCGCACCCAGCGGAGGAUCAGUGGUUUUAUGCUAGGUUUAAGGAUUUGCAAGAUAGGGAGAUUGAGGAGGGUAUUGAGGAUGGGAUUAAUUUGCCGAGUAUGGAGAUUGCGAGGACGUUUGCUGUGGAGACCAUUGAUCAUCCUCAUCCUAUGGGUCUCCAUCAACCUACAAGAUAUAUCCAGAAACAUCUAGAUCGAUAG